Molecule: messenger RNA, 2508 nt
Organism: Symbiodinium sp. CCMP2592
Lineage: Eukaryota; Dinophyceae; Suessiales; Symbiodiniaceae
Source: the annotation of a GenBank genome assembly
AUGGGACUACGGACCGCCCAAGAACACGAAGCUUAUGCUUGUCACGAGACGUUUUACCGGAACGAAGUUCGCAAGGGCACCGACAUUAUACUCAUCGAAAAUGUUUGCGAAUAUCAGUUGGAGACAGUACAGAGCCGACUCGGAAAGAAGUACAGAUGCAUCGAUGCUUGCAUCGAUCCACGAACGUUUGGCUACAGGACAGCUCGAGCGAGAAGGUACAUCGUUGCACUCAAGCAGGCUUCGGUGACUUGGAACCCGGACAUCAGCUUGCACGAUGUGCUUCUGAAGUUGAGACGUCGACCCGUGAUGCCGUUGAAGCAGUUUUUCUUCAUGAAGCCCCCGGUGCAAAAGCUGUCAGCUUGGCAUGCAAAGAACCUUGCAGCCUACGAGCGGGAGGCCCUGGGUGCUAAUCUGGUGCUUCUAGCGAGUGGGGCGGGUCGCUACAUGGACUACGAGGACAGUGAGUCCUCCGCGUCUUUGGCAAGACCUCAGCGAGCUCUCACUUUAGCGAUCUUAGUUUUGAUUGCGUCUUUGCCUCGGGACCCGUGUGCAAAGUGCGAGGCCUUGGCUCGUGGGGUCUCUUUGAUGGCUGCUGAAGCUUCGGCCUCCGAUCUAUGUGAUCGUUUCGAGCAACACCUCCAGCACUUGACUCAUGAUGUUGUGGCCCCACUCAGCUAUCCGUGGGACAGGAAUAAGGCCUUGUCUGCCAUUUUCUCAGGAAAACCAGGCAGAAGCGUCGACCUUCAUAGCGUCAAGGUGCCAAGAGUCGUGCCGCCGCCAGCCACGCAGUACAGGCGGCCGGGUGAUUCAGACGAGCCGCUGCCGGUGGCUCUGCAGUGUACCAAGGUUGUGCCCGUCUUUGAGGCUGUGCUUAAGAAGCCCAGGCUACAGGCAGGCGAGAAGGCCGGUGUCGAUCGAGAAAAUGUCCUACGUCGGUGGCUCUGUGUUCUGAGCCACUCACCUGGUGCCUCGAGGUUGGGGGUUCUCAUUUGGGCGAAAGGCGAAUCUGACCCCUUGGGGGUCGUGGCGCAGGCCUUGGCUGGGAAAGCAACAUCGACUUUGCUUAAGCGAGCCCGAUUUUCUGCACGAUUCAUUUGUUGGGCCGACAAGCAUCAUGUGAAGGCUUUCCCGGUGAGCCUCGAGUUUCUUGUGAGCUUCCUCAAACCACUUGCAGCCGAAGCCAGGAACAGUGCCAUUCGUGAGGCUAUGGAAACUGUCGAACAAGGAAUCAGUGACAACCCUUGGGUCAAGGGUGCGCUGCGGGGAGCCAACAUUCGCACCUGUGACCCGAGACGAUCGAGAGUCCUGAAGGUCGAGGAGGUGCUCCUCCUCGAAGGAGCGCUGAUAGAGGGAGCCCUUGACAAGGUGGACAGGUACGCUACUGGGGUCUUCUUGUUCCAGCUUUACUCCAGGGCUCGAGUGUCCGAUCUGAGGAACAUUUCGAAGCUUGAGCUUGACCUUGAUGGCGAUACGGGUUUCAUCGAGGUCAGAACUUAUGAGCACAAGAAUUGCCGGUUGAGCAGUGGACCGGGGGCCGUGCUCAUUUUGGUUGCGCCGUACCAUGGGCUCCACCAGAAGCCUUGGGGCGCCGCUUGGGCAGAGGCGGCGAAGGCCGUUGGCUUCGACUUCGAGAAGGGGCAUCGCGGGCCGUUGCUCCCCCGCCUGGCCUGCGAUUACUCUUGGAGCGGGGAUGCCAUCGAUGCCAACGAGACCACUACAUGGAUCAGGGCGUUGCUUUCACGGCUGCAAGCGGCCGAAGAAGAUCUUACAUUCUCCUCGCACGGCUUGAAGGCAACGCCGCUUUCUUGGACCUCGAAGGCUGGAUACAGUGAGAGGACGCAACUUGUCCUGGGACACCAUAGCUUAGGUCCAAGUGGGAAAACGCAAGAAGCUUACGCUCGCGAAGUGCAGGCGCAGCCGCUACGAGAUCUUGCAGAAUGUCUUGGUGCCAUCCGGCAGGGGGUUUUCCAUCCGGAUCGCACGAAGAGCGGGAUGAUUGCAGGAGGUGCGACCAUCCGUGAGUCGCGAUUCUCUUUGGCACCCUUGGGUCGUGCCAAUCUUUCGCCAUCUCACGAGAGCUUCGAGUGCGCUCCCGAAGUUGAGCUGGCCGAGGAUGGAGGCGUAGAACCUCCUGAUGAUCAGGACCUGGGUGAACAAGAAGACGUUCACGAAGCCUCGAGCAGCGAGUCUGAGAGCUCAGGUGAGUCCGAGGAGGAGACUCAUUAUGAGAGUUUUGGAGCAGGCGAAGCGCAGAAUGCGAUCCCGUCUGUGAACAUGGGCCCUGAUUUAGACAUUUUUCAGAACCCGAAGACCAAGAGCCUUCACUCACGAGCGAAGGGUUCUACUGGCAAGUUGAUCUGUGGAAGGUCGCUUGACAAUAUGAAGCCUUUCAGUGGAAAGGUCUUCAGCAGUAGAUGGCUGUGCAAGCAAUGCACAGCAGGCCGGCCCCUCCGCGACGCAGGGGCCAUGGCGAGUUUCAUCGCUAAGAAGCAGGGCGCUUCUAAGUGA